This is a messenger RNA of Spizellomyces punctatus DAOM BR117, 1478 nucleotides long. RefSeq lists its product as uncharacterized. The coding region runs from base 17 to 1291 and encodes 424 amino acids. NCBI's taxonomy places the organism in Eukaryota, Fungi, Chytridiomycota, Chytridiomycetes, Spizellomycetales, Spizellomycetaceae. The record is from RefSeq and is a predicted model, not a curated record. The transcript is spliced from 5 exons.
CGACGAAGCAAAUUGGAUGAUGAACGAUCCACAGAAAGGAAACGUGUGGGGGGCACCACCAGUGCCGGUUGGCGUUACUGCUCUCGAGCCCAACACAAGCGCUCCUAAACCAAUUUCCCCAUUCGCACGAAGUAGUAAUCAAACGGCAGCCCCUCCGACUAUUCCAUCAUUCUCAAGGAACCCUUCUAUUGGUUCUGAAGGUGAUUUCAAAGGGGAGCCGCCGAGACCGCCGCCUUGGGCGUCCAUGGGGACAUCCACUGAGCUACGUAUUGGAAUACCUCGUUCAAACUCCGGUCUUCCACCUCGGAUACAGGCGCUAGAUGAUAAUACAAGAUCAAUUGCAAAUGCAGCAAGUCCUCGCUCUCCAUUUGACAAAUGCAGCAGUGUAUCCCCAACGUCACCGUUUGAUACGAGUAUCCCCAGCGAAGGGAAUUCACCCCGUUCUCCUUUUCCGCGAAAGCAAGAAGAGGUCGUCCAAAGUCCUAUUGAAGCGGCUCGAAUAUUUUUCGGGGAAAAUAAACCUUCCCCUGCACCACCACUGCUCCGACAGGUCACACCCCUACCGCAGGAUCAACCUCAGCGGAUGGUUGUGGUUCAGCCAAAAACAUUAGUUAGGCAUGCAGUACCUAGUGCAGUAGGGGUACAACAAGCUAAUGCAACCGGCGUAAGGCAAGCAGUUGUCGUAUCGAAUACAUCAGACGCCGUACGGACAGCUCCUGUCAUGCAAGGUGCAACCGGGCCUGGGAGGGAUACAGUUGUACCCGCUCUAGCACCAGGUCAACGACCAGCAAAGCCGAUGAGCGCAGCCGCAGCACAGGGACUGGUUGAAAGCAGACGUCGAGCAGCGUCAUCAGCAUCUAUGACGCCACCAUCCGAUACGCUGCUCAAUCUCUUCUCUUCGUCGGCCGCCACCACAACCGCUCAUAAUCCCAUGACUCGGUCCUCCUCCACGCCCAAAGUUUCCUCCUUGUCCCCAUCAUCUACCGUCCGUUCAUUCGAGUCACCCAAGAUGACUUCGCGAAGGCCAUCGGGCUCCCUCCCUGAUCUCCGCCAACCUAAAAAGGACAUCGAUAAAGCAACAGAUGACAUGUGUACAGAUCUUACGGUAACAUGUUUUCCAAGCUCUUCAAGUGGCCUGUUUCCUACAGAUUUUGAUUGGGACAGUGAAGAAUUUGACGACCCGAAAUACGUCAUCUUUCGAAAAGCAAUGCUGGAAACCUUCCAGAUGCAAGUGGAUUACCCGCUUCUAAUGCCUCCUGACUUGACGGGAAUGCUCCUACAAGAAUUCUGAAACUGAUUGCUUUGUCGCUGUUAUAUCUAUACAUGUAUUUUUUGAAAUAUGGUUGCAAAACACGUGUGCGCCUAUUUGUGGUUAUUUAGCCAUUAUAACACCGAGAGAGAGUAACCUCAAGGUGCAGUAGAAAUAUAUUGUCUGCAUUACAAAUAAUGAAUGAGGCUCCACGCCAACGCGCAGGAAA